CCGCGACGCGUUCAGUCCUUGUCGGUCGAUAUAACGAGCUACACGCGGUCGACUGAUUGCUUAGACACGACCUUCAAUCAAACUGCAUCUUGCGAUUUUUGCACCGAGAUGUGUGAUUCUUCAAGAUUUUAAAUUCGCACAGUGAGAUAUGAGGGAAGUGGAAGAGUGUAAGCGAGAAAUACAGUGUCCAACACUUGCGUGAAGAGUCACAAAAUGAUGGCCGUACAACAGCGAGCAUCAGUCCCCGUGAUCGAGGAAGUGCUGAUAUCCGACAGCGAAGAAGACGAUGUAAUCAUAGUUGACGACGAGGACGAGACGAGCAAGUUCGAAGAAACUAAGGAAUUCAUACACACGAUUGACUACGGAUGUUCCUCCAAAAACGGUUUGUAUAAUAAUGGGGAUUUCGAGCAUCUGCCGCAGUUGCGCCAGACCGAGGAAAUCUAUUUGGACGAAGAUUACGAGUUUUCGGAUGCCUCAAAUCAUUCCAGUAACGAAGCAAUAAGCACAAUCAAUAUCAAUUCCAGUGAUAAGGAGAAUGUACCUGUGCAAGAUCCUGUACGCGUUGAAAGCAAUGACCGAAGCGCUGACUCGGACGAUGAGCGGUUUUAUAUUGCGGAAGAUUGCAGCAACAUGAAAGAUGUUUUGGAUCAUUUAGAGAACAAUGAGAAGAUGGAAGUUGAAGCCGAUGUUGCCAACUUAUCAAAUCAUAAAGCGAUGCAAGUUAGAACUGAUGCUAGUAUUUUUAAAGGUGGACAGAAAAUAAUAGUUUCUAAAGAUUUAAAGCACGAUCAUAUAGACGCUGAUGCCGAUAAACUGGUAAUUGAUGAAAGUAUGACAAUUGGAAAUCGAGCCGUUACCGAUAAAUCAAAAGAUGUAAAAUUAGGACCGAAAGAGUUAAUGAUCGAAACGAGUUCAGAUGAUGACAGCGAAGAGGCUCAAGAUGAUCAGGUCAUAACGAUAUCGGUGCCACAAACAGGAUCGAAAACUCGCACGAAACGGUUUCUACGCAUGCACUGUGAUAAUUGUGGCGUAACGAAAUCCGUUCCGAAACUCUCCAAACCCGAAGCCUGCAUCUGCAAGUUCUGCGAAUCUACUUUAAACUUUCAAUGCAAAACAUGUCUGCGUUGUUUCGAGACCUAUGGCGCAGCACUGUGCCAUUUAAAACGUAAGUGUGCGUCGAAGUACUUCUGGCAAUGUCCCGAUUGCGAUUAUGCCGUUCGCGACCAGUCCAAAUUUGAUAUGCACAUUCAGAAGGCCCAUGCGAAUAAAACGAUACGCUGUCCACACUGCCGUAAGAUCAUGUACGACCAAAAGUUACUGGAUGAACAUGUCAAGGAGUCCUGUGCUAUGAAGGCACCGAGAUACUCUUGCAAUAGUUGUGAUUUCAAGGAGAGAUUGCUCACCCAGAUAAAAAGACAUCUCAUGAGGUCUCAUUGUGUGCUGGAAGGAGGGUAUAGAACAAUCGGUCGCCACAGAACGAAAUCUUUAGAUAAUACUAUCCAACCUAUAUCAGAAUCUGAAAUUACCAACCCUGCAAGUGCUACUGCUGAACCUAAAGCUACGGAAGAAAAACCUAACACCGAGAGGCUGAUAAAGCUGCAUUGUAUAAAGUGCAAGAUAACGUUUAAAAAAACUCCAGACAUCGGAAUGAAGUGUAAGCAUUGCAAUGGUUCUUUGGUGUAUCAAUGCAAAAUGUGCAAGGAGCGCAGCAAAUCGUUAUGUGGGAUCUACGAUCAUAUAGAUAAUAAUUGCGAAUUCAUAAUUUGUAAACAAUGUAAUAACCGCUUUAAAACUAAAGCCGAUGCGAUAAAACAUAAAGAGGCUUGUGGAAGAGUAACUUUUAAGUGUAAAAUGUGUAAUUAUAAAACAAGACAAAAAACGUACCUCCAAAUCCAUAUAGACUCAAAACACAAUAAUGAAAAUAUUAUUACUCAAAAAUGAACAAGCAAUAUUUAUAGUAUCCUGUAAGAGUCUAUUCUUGUAGUUAAAUAAGUGCUUUCAAUGCAAAGUGAUAAGAUUUACGAAAUAAAAUUCGUAGUUAGUAUAUUACGAUACAUGUGACUUAAACGGCCCAUUAUUACACGACGUGUAGAUAUGUAAUUUACACGCCGUGUAAUAAUGGGUCGAUUUAAGUCACAAGUAUCGUAUACUAUUUUAUAGCAUCUGUCUGCCCUAAGUCCGCUAUGUCACAACUAUCCGUGACAUAAACAGUCCUGUACUGCACCGUGCAGUUAGCGUCCAAGCGUAGCGAGACUAGGACUAUUUAGGUCACGGAUAGGCGUGACUUAAAUGCGGACUUAGGUCACGAAGUGCUAUAACAGUACAUUACGAUACGUGUGACUUAAAUGGUUCUUUUUUACACGGCGCAGUUAGCACCCGAGCGCAGCGAGUCUGUGCUAUAAAAUUUUAUACGAUCUUUUAUACCUCGCUACGCUCGGGUGCUAACUGCGCUGUUUAAAAAAAAACCAUUUAAGUCACACGUAUCGUAAUGUACUAUUAAUUUUGUACAUAGUAGAUUAAAGCAUAUAUGAGUGUGCUGUGAGUAUAUAGUUGUAUAACUUUAAGUAUUUAUUUGUAAAGCAACCAAAAGUCAAUACUAAUUUGUACAAACAAACUUUUUUAAACAUUUUUUUUACAAGUAUUAUAAUGCUGUAAAACGACAAGAAUACAUGAAGUUUUAUAUACGAAA
Messenger RNA from Nasonia vitripennis (jewel wasp), 2689 nucleotides. Its product is annotated as zinc finger protein 652. Gene Ontology annotation, cellular component: nucleus. Gene Ontology annotation, molecular function: DNA-binding transcription factor activity, RNA polymerase II-specific; RNA polymerase II transcription regulatory region sequence-specific DNA binding. The record is from RefSeq and is a predicted model, not a curated record. The coding region runs from base 214 to 1941 and encodes 575 amino acids. NCBI's taxonomy places the organism in Eukaryota, Metazoa, Arthropoda, Insecta, Hymenoptera, Pteromalidae. Gene Ontology annotation, biological process: regulation of transcription by RNA polymerase II. The transcript has 9 exons.